AUGCGGUACCUCUUUUCCUUUCUGUGGACCGUUAUCUUCCAUCUUGUUACCGCCGAUGUUGUCGUUUCCGACCUCCUCGUGCGGGCAUCCGGACAGGACAUAAAGAGCGGCCUCGGCCCGAAACUGUCUUCCGGAUCACGGAUUCUCCUGCCAGGAGAUUCCGACUUUCCCCCGGCAUCGGAAAGAUGGCAGGAGUAUGCAAAGCCGACGUUCAGCGCCAUUGUCGAGGUGACUAAUGAGAACGAUAUUUCCGAAACUGCAAGUCCCAGGGACAUUAUAUAUGCGAAUAACAAUUCGAUGCCCUUUCUUGCGCUCGGCGGCGCUCAUGGAUCCAUCACGUCGUUGGAAGGCUUCCAGAAUGGCAUUGGGAUUCGACUCAGCAAGCUGAAGAAUAUUACGGUUUCGGAUGAUGGAACGUACGCGACGAUUGAAGGGGGCGUUACUAAUGGCGAGGUCAUGCGGGCACUGAAAGCCGUGAACAAACAAUCUGCUACUGGUGUCUGCGAAUGCACAGGCUUCAUGGGAGCAUUGUUGGGCGGCGGCCACGGACUCCUACAAGGCCACUAUGGGAUGGUAAUCGACAACGUCAUCGAUUUCCGUGUGGUUAUGGCAGACGGAUCCAUCGUCAAUGUUUCGGAUACAUCCGACCACGACUACUUUUGGGCUCUGCGAGGAGCCGGACAUAACUUCGGCAUUGUGCCUAGCUUACGAUACAAGAUCUACGAACCGGACUACUUACAGUGGAACUACACCAUGAUGGCUUUCAGCCAAGACAAGCUGGAGGCCGUUUACGAGGUGAUGAACAAGAUCACGGCAAGGCCGGAGCAUGAACUCACCAAUGUCAUCAACUAUGCCAUCUGGAUGCGCAGCCCGGAUAUCGACCCGAAUAAUGUCCUCAUAUUUUUUGGCCUUAUCUACCCCAUUCCAGAUGACAACGGCACAACCUUCACCUCCUGGUUUCUGGACCUAAACCCGCUAUCCGUGCAAUCCCAAAUCGUUCAGUACUGGGACCUACCAAAGCUGACCGGCAACGGAGACGAUUCACCCAUCUGCCAGCAUGGCGUAAACAACCACUUGAGGUUCCCAAUCUACCUAGACGAAUACAACCUGACCGCCACCCGCUCCGCUUAUGAUCUGUUCAACAACAUGACUGCCGAGGUCACGGCUUUCAAGGACUCCAUGAUUCUCUUCGAAGCCUACUCGCUCGUUGCAGUGAGGCUAGUGGAUUGGGCAAACUCUGGGUUUGCGUGGCGGGAUACGAAGGUUCUAGUCGCGCCUGUGAUUACUUAUGCGCCCGACGCUGCUCUGGACGACACUGCAAUUAAGUUUGGGAACAGAACGCGUGAGAUUCUCUAUGAGGGAACGCAAGGGACCAGGUGGUGGCCAGUUUUGCGAGUAUAUGUCAACUAUGCGUUUGGAGAUGAGACGCUUGAUCAGCUGUACGGGCAGCUUGGUUGGAGAACAGAUAAAUUGGCAGGUAUCAAGCAGAAGAUUGAUCCGAACAAUCGCUUUAGAUGGUUUGCGCCCGUUGUGCGUUAG
Messenger RNA from Trematosphaeria pertusa, 1539 nucleotides. RefSeq names its product FAD-binding domain-containing protein. The coding region runs from base 1 to 1539 and encodes 512 amino acids. Gene Ontology annotation, molecular function: oxidoreductase activity; FAD binding. Lineage: Eukaryota; Fungi; Ascomycota; Dothideomycetes; Pleosporales; Trematosphaeriaceae. The transcript has 7 exons. The record is from RefSeq and is a predicted model, not a curated record.